Messenger RNA from Cavenderia fasciculata, 1209 nucleotides. RefSeq lists its product as uncharacterized. NCBI's taxonomy places the organism in Eukaryota, Evosea, Eumycetozoa, Acytosteliales, Cavenderiaceae. The record is from RefSeq and is a predicted model, not a curated record. The transcript has a single exon. The coding region runs from base 1 to 1209 and encodes 402 amino acids.
AUGGACACGUCGCGAUACGAUGUACUCGAACUGCUCAUCCAAAGCAAGGUACCCUACACUAACGAGUUUUCAUGGUACUUGUUUAAUUCGGGGACUCCGACGGUCGUACAAUGGAUGCUCGCUCACAAAGACCUCGAGGAAAAGGAUUUGUUGAGACACUCGAGUAUCACAUCCAAGGUCGAAGCAAUACAAGCCAAGGUAGCAAACUUUUUGACGAGACAUCCAAUGCAGGCGAAUAACGCAGCACUCAUCGACCGAGCAAUCGUAAAUUGGGGUGUGGAUUCAAUCGCCGCUGAAUUGGACGACCCACAUGCCGACAUUCAUCAGAUACUCGACUUUAUACACUCGUCGUUUUAUCGGUACUUUAGAAAGAGCAUUCAAAGAUACAUAUACAAACAUGCACUGGUACAACACAUACCUGCUAUUUUGGAGCGGUACAGUGGGAGCAAUGCGUACAAGUAUGCCAUGCAUUGCGCGCUCAAUCGUCCUGGUCGCGAGGCAUACGAGGUGGUCAAGUUGAUGUUGGACAAGGGAUUCAAGUUUCUGCCAUGUCCUCUACUCAAGGUACAAGUCGUGUCGGAGGAAUGCUACGCGCUUUUGAUUGACAAGGUCAGCCCAGAACACCGACACCGAUUGGCUAAUCGUCCCAUCAUCAACAAGAGUGUCAAACAACUUUGGGAAUUCCUCCAACUCAUUGCUCGUACCUCUUCAAUCGACUUGUACAAAGAGUAUUGUCAAUCGAGCAAGUUGAGGACACGUGUACAAAAUUUUUGUAUGGAGUAUGGCAACUUGGAGUUUCUCAAACUUAUCCACAGCAUCUCCAAGCCAUCGUUAAACUUGGACAGUGCCAUCAAAGCAGGGAGGAUUAAUAUUGUAGAGUACAUGCUCGAGACAUUUCCCAAUGAGACAACACUCGAAAAGUGGUUAUCCUUUAUCGUUGUAAACGGUCCUCCACACUUGUUGGACCAUUUCCUCCAAAAGGAUGCAUCCCUCCUCCAACAAGUUCAAUUACAAUCUCAACGACCUGGAUUCUCUAGACCAAUAUUUAUCUCCAACAACUAUCAAAUGUUUCAAUACCUUGUUUCAAGUCAAGUAGGGUAUGAAUUAAACAGAGAUGGUGAAAGAAUACUCCAAACAUUGGGACUUGAUGUUGAGAAUGUUUUUUUGGAUUUAUACAAUUCUUGUAUUGAAAAAAAAUACAACUAUUAA